Messenger RNA from Andrographis paniculata, 1322 nucleotides. Its product is annotated as transcription factor MYB73-like. The transcript has a single exon. The record is from RefSeq and is a predicted model, not a curated record. Gene Ontology annotation, cellular component: nucleus. Gene Ontology annotation, molecular function: DNA-binding transcription factor activity, RNA polymerase II-specific; RNA polymerase II cis-regulatory region sequence-specific DNA binding. The coding region runs from base 132 to 1001 and encodes 289 amino acids. NCBI's taxonomy places the organism in Eukaryota, Viridiplantae, Streptophyta, Magnoliopsida, Lamiales, Acanthaceae. Gene Ontology annotation, biological process: regulation of DNA-templated transcription.
CAGUCCUCGCCACCCCUCGUCUCUAUCCGUUCCCUUUUUCCCACGCUAUAAAUACAUUCAUCUCCCUUCCUACGUCUCCUCCAUUGCCGUUUCUCCAAUCAUCUGCGACUAACUAUCUAAACACCACAUCUAUGGCGGACAGGAUCAAAGGUCCAUGGAGCCCCGAGGAGGACCAUCUGUUGCAAAAACUCGUGGAGAAGCACGGCGCCAGGAACUGGUCCCUUAUAAGCAAGUCCAUCCCCGGUCGCUCCGGCAAGUCCUGCCGUCUCCGGUGGUGCAACCAGCUCUCGCCGCAGGUGGAGCACCGGGCCUUUACGGCGGAGGAAGACGCGACUAUCAUCCGGGCCCACGCCAAGUUCGGGAACAAGUGGGCGACCAUUGCCCGCCUGCUCUCCGGCCGGACCGACAACGCCAUCAAAAACCACUGGAACUCUACCCUGAAGCGCAAGUGCCUGUCCAUGUCGGAGGAGGAGCUCAACAGCUUCGAUCCCGACGCCGUCCACCCGCCGCCGCUGAAGCGAUCGGCGAGCGUCGGCCCCGGCACGGAGGUCUUCUGCUUCAACCCGGGUAGCCCGUCCGGGUCGGACAUGAGCGGCCUGAGCCAUUCGGGUCAUCUCGUUUUCCGACCCGUUGCUCGGACGGUUGGGUUCUCGCCGCCAGACCCGGUCACGUCGCUUAGCCUUUCGCUUCCCGGAUCGGAUGCGACUACGCCGGCGCCGGCGUCGAUUUUAACAGAGCAAAGCUUGAAUCGGAAUCCAAUUCCAAUACUACAGCAAGUGGCGGAUCAUCCCGCACCCGUUUUAUCAUCUAAGCAGUAUCCAUCGCAGCAUCCUGUUGAAGCUGCUGCUAUCCAAUCUAACCAGUUUUUCAAUCCAGAAUUCCUGUCAGUGAUGAUGGAGAUGGUGAGGAAGGAAGUGAGGAGUUACAUGGAAGGGAUUGAGCAGAAUGGGUUCUUAAGCCUGCAGAGUGAGGGCAUCCGAAAUGAUGCUGCAGUCAAGUGAGAGAUUGGGAUUAGGAUCGGAUCGGAUCAUAGGCAAAGUUUGAUUGAUUAAUUGAUUGAUUGGUUGAGUCUGUUUAUGAUAUGCGAGUGAGUUUUAAGGAUGGAAUUUAUUCAGUACAAGUGGGCUAUGGAAGAAGAAGAAGAAGAAGAAGAAAGACAGCAUCUGAUGACCUAGCUUGUAUUUGAAUCUUUGAGAGAGAGAGAGAGAGAGAGAGAAAUAAGUUUGCUUAGUGUCCCUCACUGUAUAUAAAUGAGAAGAGAAUGAAUUUAACAAUGGAUCAAUCCCAAAUUAAAUGGAAUUGAGAGGUUGGCAUUUUGCACA